This is a messenger RNA of Dacryopinax primogenitus, 1527 nucleotides long. RefSeq lists its product as uncharacterized. The record is from RefSeq and is a predicted model, not a curated record. The coding region runs from base 1 to 1527 and encodes 508 amino acids. NCBI's taxonomy places the organism in Eukaryota, Fungi, Basidiomycota, Dacrymycetes, Dacrymycetales, Dacrymycetaceae. Gene Ontology annotation, biological process: RNA catabolic process; mitochondrial RNA 3'-end processing. The transcript is spliced from 2 exons. Gene Ontology annotation, molecular function: RNA helicase activity. Gene Ontology annotation, cellular component: mitochondrial degradosome.
AUGUCGACGAAGGACGCCGCAACGCCGACAUCCCGCGAAAAGCCAGCGUCUCCAAGUGCACCUUCAAAGAACCCAGCCAAAACACUCGCGUCCGUUCCACUGCCCGCCAUCGUCAUCGUUCUCAUCUUCAGCUCCCUCUCCGCCAUCGCAUGGGCAAUCAUAUGGACUCCCGUCCGCAACCAAUCUCCAGACGCGACGCUGACGCUCAUGACAUUUUGCCCGCCAAAAGGCCCCCCAGCGCGGUAUGCCUUGGUUCCUGCUUGGCUCGGUGGCUGGACUGUCCUUGCGAACGACGCGCUCUGCCAGCUCACGACCUUCUUCAGCCUCAUUAUCCACUCUCCAUGGCCUGAAAUCUCUCCCGGGACCGCGCCUGGCGGUGGUGGAAGGGAGCUGACCUGGGAGCUGGUGGUGACGAUUAUACCCGUUUUGGGGGUAUUGUUCCUCGAAGCAGAGCGGCCAAGCGCGAGUGUAUGGAUCCGGUACCCGGUGUUCUGGGGUCUUCUCUACCAGAACAUCGCCGGCGCAACUAUCUUUCCCAUCUGUUACAUGCUGCUAUUCGUCACCAGCCCGCCCCGCCUGCCCAUCCCGAGUCAUAGAGGGGAAGCCGUCUUCGUCGGUAUCAUCAUCGGCUACGGCAUCCCCACGCUUGGCAUGCUGUUCUUUCAAGACGACCGGUGGGCACUGCUGUGGCAGUUCUUCCCACUUACUGUGCCCGUUGCACGAGACGUAUGGGCAACUAUCCGCCCCGCGGCGAAAGGGCCAGACCCGGAACUGGGCGAUUUCUGGGCGCGUAUGGCGCAGGGGCUUGGAGUGGUCCUGGGAACAGUGGUGCACGUACUGGCGCUGUUGGAGGCAGCCCCCUUGGAUGGGGGCUACAACCGUAUGUGGACAGCAUACGCACGCACGUUCCUCCCAGUCCUACCCCUGCCAAACCCAUUACAAGACCCACAAGGCCACCUCUGGCACUCGCUCGCCAACUUCCUCAAAUGGAAUUGGAUCUUCAUCUGGCUCAGCACAUGGGUCGCAGCGCUCAUCGCAGUCGUGCAGACAAGAACUGCAAGGGCGAGAAAAGAAUUCCAGGAACUGGGGACGUGGGCGCUUAUGGCUGCUGCGUUUGUCCUGAUGGGACCGGCUGCGUCCUUCCAUGUACCCCCAGCGACGCUCUCCUCCCUCAUCCCAAAGUUCCUCACCGACGCCCGGAAUCAGCUCUCCCACCCGGACCUCCACGUAGCCCGAAAAUGGAACCUCCUGGCUAGGGCGUGCAACCUCCUCACUGGGGAGGAACAGCGCUGGGUUGGGGAAAGGGCAAGUCAUCUUGCUUGUACGGUGGAGAUGACCCCUUGCGGCACAGAAUUGGACGUCGUGGUGCUCGACGAGAUACAGCUGCUUGCGGACCCCGAUCGGGGAUCGAGCUGGAUGCAGGUGCUCCUAGGUGCGAAUGCGCAAGAAGUGCAUGUCUGUGGAGAGGACACAGCGGUCGGGCUUGUGCAGCGGAUCGCUGAGGAGUGUGGGACGUCGUCGAGGUGA